AUGAGCAUGUGGGAGACGUGGUGCAACUUCAUCAUUGAGCUGGUUACCCUCACAACCCAAGUGUCCAUGGCAACAGGGAUGAAGAGAUAUGCCGAUAGAGAAGAAGACUUCAGUGCGAUGCAAAAGAAUAUCCUAAAGCAGCUUCCUACCAGCUUAUAUACUGCUCUAAAUGCCCUACAUCUGGACAGUGAAACUACUCUAUAUGUGGUCUGUCCAGCUUGCAGCUUCUGCCAUCGUCCAGAUGCACAUGCGAUCUCCCCCAAUAGCCUUUAUCCCACAAACUGUACACAGCUUAUUCCCGGCGAUUCCGGGUUAGUAUGUUGCAGUGCUGGUUUGUUGGAACAGUGUCAUGGGGGUGUCAGGCCGAAAAAACCAUUCCUGCUGGCUUCACUGCCAGAUUAUCUCACCAAAUCUCUUUCCAAUCCCGACAUUGAGAAGUUAUGCAACCAAGCAUGCGAUGAUGCCCUGGCUCAACGCAAUGCGCCCUCUACUAGUCGUACCAUGAUGGGUGUAUUUGAUGGGGGAUUUUUGCGAGACUUCAUUGGUCCAGAUGGAAAGCUCUUCAUUGAUCGAGGAGAUAAAGUCUGA
Desarmillaria tabescens is the source of this 588-nucleotide messenger RNA. RefSeq lists its product as uncharacterized. The coding region runs from base 1 to 588 and encodes 195 amino acids. The transcript has a single exon. NCBI's taxonomy places the organism in Eukaryota, Fungi, Basidiomycota, Agaricomycetes, Agaricales, Physalacriaceae. The record is from RefSeq and is a predicted model, not a curated record.